AUGGGUGGAAUACCAGUCCCUGGUCGCACAGUACCUACUACUCGAAUCUUUGAGUUAUAUAUUUCAUCAUGUGUACCCAGUUCAAAAAAAUCUGCUACCCUCGAUUAUAUUAAUAAUUUACUUGAAAAUUUUGAUUCGGAGGAACUUGCGAAUAAAAUAUAUAAUUCGUUAUUUUAUGCAGUUGGUGAUGUAGAUCUCAAAAAACUUAUGGGAAAAUGGUUUACAGUUAAUGAAUUAAUUAAUCAAGACCAACACACUGGGACAUUCACUACUAAGCAAUAUUCAAAAAAUAAUGAUGAUAUAUUAAUAAUCGAAGGACAUGGGAAGAAAAUUGGGUCCGACCCAGGAGAACUGCUAAUAAAUUUUGGAUAUCCAGAUGAUCCAUGUCCUUGUGAGUCAAUUUUUUUUCAUAUUUGCAAAUGGAGAUACCGUGCUUUAUUAUGCAGCAUAGAAUGUUAA
Molecule: messenger RNA, 459 nt
Organism: Dracunculus medinensis (Guinea worm)
Lineage: Eukaryota; Metazoa; Nematoda; Chromadorea; Rhabditida; Dracunculidae
Source: the annotation of a GenBank genome assembly